This is a messenger RNA of Epinephelus moara (kelp grouper), 2612 nucleotides long. RefSeq lists its product as uncharacterized. The transcript has 7 exons. The record is from RefSeq and is a predicted model, not a curated record. NCBI's taxonomy places the organism in Eukaryota, Metazoa, Chordata, Actinopteri, Perciformes, Serranidae. Bases 721 to 1350 code for a protein of 209 amino acids.
AAUAUUUCCUUCUGAAGUUUGGUGGAGUAGAAAUAGAACGUGGCAUGAGAUUAAAAUAAUCCAGUCAAGUUAAACCAGCACUAAGUAACUUUUCAACCUUCAUAAAAUAUUUUCAUAACUUUUGUGAUGAUACAUCGACUUACAACUAGUUGAAUGACACCUCUGUCAUGGCCUGAGGGGGUCUGUAUCGCUUUCACUGGCACUAAGCAACUUCGAGGAGGGUGGCUGUAACCCUGCCACACAAAAAACUACAAAUGUGCUGACUGCUUUACGGCAUACGUCACUUCCCCCUUUCCCCAUUCGUUACAAAGACGGAAGUCGAUGCGAACGCCUACGCGCAAUUACUGCUAUCAUGGCAGAAGCUGCAAAACAACCAAAGAAACGCAAAGUUUUGUCUGAGGAGACAAAAAAAAGAAAAAGGGAGGCUACCCGGAUAAAAGGACAGUCAAGGAUCAACAUUGGCCCGGCUUUCACUCGCUGGCGUGAGCUCAAAGACGAGGAGGGAUUUCCGACCGAUGCUGCCUUGGCUCUGUUCCUGCUGGACUGCUAUCAAAAGAAGCAAGUAACUUCUACUCCCCACAAGCAACACCUCCAACCGCUACAGCCUAUAGUUUCCAGCUUUACAGAAGAGUCGGACCAUGUUAGGGGAGAACCGAUAGAGGGUGUCCAAGUGCUGGAAGAAGGCGCUGGGGCAGAAGAAGUUGGUGUAUUAGAGGCCAGAUGAAGUGGCAUGCUGUAAUACAUCAUGUUCGGAACCAGCACACAUGGGCCACUGGAUCUUGUGAGCAUGAGCCACUGGGUGAUGAUACCCAGGAAAAACCAUGGAUAAAACAAGGUUCAGCAGCUCACCAGGCUCUUGUAGCCAUCGUCCUCAACAAGCGAUGGUUGAAGAAUGUAAGGAAGUUCAUCAACUUCAGGACGACAUCGGAUCUGGAAAACUUCCAGAAUCACAUACUCGUGUAUGCAGGGAAGCGGUUCUCCUACACUCCAGCAGUGUAUCGCACGCGGACUCUGCUUGCUGCGAUAGACUACAGCUGUCACAAUGGCCGCGCCCCAGCACGAAACCAAGAUGGACACAAGAUUUACAGGCGAUACUACAAUAAGAAGUCCAAAUCCUGGAGUGUCUACACAGUGAAGGAAAAGAAGGAUUACUCCUACAUUCCAGACCUGCAGAGAGGCAUUCUUAGGAAGAGGCUGCAAAGUGGAGGUGGCCUUCCCAAGAAACAGACCCUUAGGCCAGAUGACCCCCGGAAUUUAGGGGUUCUGGCUUCAGUACAGCCGCCCCCAACAGCUGAGCUAGUUAGGACGCAUGUGAAACGUGGUGAAGGUGUUCCCCAAAGUGAACGCUGAGGAUCCUGCCUUGUCUGUUUACAUAAAUGCACAUGCAUACAUCAUAUCACUCUGACUGGCUAACUACAGACACAUAAUCACAGCUUUACCUGGACCCCCACCCACACUGUCUGCUGCUACUGCACUCAUUGUAAUUAUUCUCAGUAACUUCUAACAUUGUCACACAGAUUAUUCAGUGUUUCUUAUUUUAACUGUCAUAGUUUAUUUUUAUCCUGCUCUAUUUAUCCAUGUACAUGCAUCACACUCCCCUUUUGUUUUGUUUUUUAUUCACAGUGAUUUUUUUCAACUGUCAUUGUUGUUCAUUUACUACUACUGUAAUACAGUGUUGUUGUGCUAUUUAUUUAUUCAAAUCAUACACAUAUCCCGUCAUUGCAAACAUGCACAUUGCAUUUAUGCCACUCUUUUUUUUUCAUGAUAUUUCUUGCGUAACACUGCAUGUGCCUGGAAAUGUUUUUCUUUUUUCUCUAGGUCCUAUGUUUUAUUCUUUAUUACUUGCUUUACUGUGAAGGGACAAGUGGCAAAAUAACAAUUUGAAUGUGUUGAAUGUGACAAAGUACUUGAAUUUUGAAAACUGUGAAAGAGGGUGUAUAAAUAAAAGUUGGUCUUGUUUUGCACAAAUGUAUUUAUUUUCAAACACACACAAACAAGUGAACAAGUGAAAGGUAAAUUCUGAACAAAAUAACAAACUGUCAAAUCUAUUUACAGUACACUCAAACAACGACAUGCUACAUUAGUCUGCGGACCUGGAAAUCGGUGGACUGUCCCCUUGGGUCUGGAAAAGUGUCCCUUAUUUUCCAGACACAACAACUAGGGUAUUACUACCCUAUUUCCUACACCCAGGCGGCAAACUGGCGAUAGGCUGUAUGCCUGUUUUGUCUUUGCUCCACUCCAGGCUCUUGUUCAUCUUCUAUUGCAAAGAUGUCAUUCCAGGCAGCCCUUGCCAUUCGCAACACCCCUUCAUCCAGUAUGUAUAGCUCCAUGUGGGCCAUGUUGCUGACACAGUUCUCAGGGGUUUGCCCACAGCAGAGUCUCUCCAGGUCAGUGUUCAUUUCCUUACAGUUUGUGCAGGAGCACCAAUGUAGGUCCCCUCCACCUGGGACUCUCUGACAAUCAGGGUCCUCCAGCAGGUCCAAAAUAUCAAACAUCAGGCCAGGUAGUCUUGUAAAGACCAUUUGUAGGAGCUCAUCCCUUUGAUUAUGGUUCAAUGCUUGUAUUCUGGCCUGCAUCUCUGCGUUUCUGCGUUCAUGCAGAUCCUGAACCCU